Anthostomella pinea is the source of this 1044-nucleotide messenger RNA. Lineage: Eukaryota; Fungi; Ascomycota; Sordariomycetes; Xylariales; Xylariaceae. The record is from the annotation of a GenBank genome assembly.
AUGACUGCUCCAGCAGACCUCCCGAAGAUGACGUACCGUUUCCUGGGCCGAUCCGGCCUUCAGGUCUCGGCCAUCUCGCUCGGAGGCUGGCUAACAUAUGGAGGAUACACCGAGAACGAGAAGACAUUCUCAUGCAUGAAGGCAGCGUAUGACAGCGGCGUCAACUUCUUUGACUGUGCCGAAGGCUACGCUGGCGGAAAGUCAGAGGAGGUCAUGGGCGAGGCGAUCAGGAAGUAUUCCUGGAAGCGCAACGACCUCGUCAUCUCAACCAAGCUCUACUGGGGCAACGCAAACGGCGACAACCCGGUGAACAACAACGGGCUCAGUCGCAAGCACAUCAUCGAAGGCAUGUCCGCCUCCCUGAAGCGCCUCGGGCUCGACUACGUCGACCUGAUCUACGCGCACCGCCCGGACCGCCACACGCCGAUGGAGGAGACAGUGCGCGCCUUCAACCACCUGAUCAACACGGGCCAUGCGCUCUACUGGGGCACGUCGGAGUGGAACGCGGACGAGAUCGCGACGGCGUGGCGUUUCGCCGACAAGCUGGGCCUCAUCGGCCCCGUCAUGGAGCAGCCGGCCUACAACCUGCUGCAGCGCGAGAAGGUCGAGAAGGAGUACGCGCACCUGUACCGCGAGGUCGGGCUGGGCCUGACCGUGUUCUCGCCGCUGCGCCAGGGCAUUCUCUCGGGCAAGUACCGGGACGGCGUGCCGGCCGACUCGCGCUUCGCCCAGGAGCAGGACGCGUUCAUCGCCGGCUACUGGAAGCGCACCGGCAAGUACGCGUGGGACGGCAUCAUCAAGCAGGUCAACCAGCUGCAGCCCAUCGCCGACGACCUGGGCAUCAAGAUGAGCCAGCUGGCGCUCGCCUGGGUCCUGAAGAACCCCAACGUGAGCUCGGCCAUCAUCGGCGCGACUAGCCCCGAGCAGGUCUACGAGAACGUGGGCGCCGUCGGGGCGGUCGACAAGCUGACGCCCGAGAUCAUGGACAAGAUUGACGAGAUCCUGGGCAACAAGCCGCCGGCUAUCGUUGCGAGAUUUGAUUGA